AUGGUCUCCUGUGUCCAAAAGGAAGAUGUAGAAUCUGUGACAUUCCCCAAAAGAAACAUUUCCUGCAUCCAGGAAAAAAAUAAGUAUUUCCCUAGCAGAAAACUGCACUGCGCUGAGUUCAUUCUCUUGGGUUUCACCAACCGUGCGGAGGUGGAGAUCUUUGGGCUCUUCCUGCUCAUCUACGCCACCACUUUGGUGGGGAAUGCUGGCCUCGUUGUGCUCGUCCAGCUCAAUGCCUGCCUUCAUACCCCGAUCUACUAUUUCCGAAGCAACUUAUCUUUCUUAGACCUUAGCUGUUCAUCUGCCAUUGCUCCCAAGAUGCUGGUGAAUCUGCUAGCACAGCGGAAGACCGUUUCUUUAAUUGGGUGUGCAACACAGAUGUUUCUUUUUGCUGAUGCCAAGUGGCUCAUUUUGGCUGUGAUGGCCUAUGACUGCUAUGUGGCCCUAUGUCAUCCUCUUUACACCGUUGCCAUGUCCUGCAGGGUCUGCACCUCCAUGGUAGCUGGGGCUCAUCUCAGUGGGGGUCUGACCUCACUGGUGCACAUGUCUUUCACAUUCAUGUUGCUGUUCUGUGGCUCCAAUGUGAUCAACCAUUUCUUCCAUGACAUCACGCUGCUGGAGCUCUCUUGCUCCAAUACACGCAUCAACGAGGUCCUCCUCUUCACCCUGUGUGGCCUUAUACAAACCACCACUUUCCUGACCACUGUUGUCUCCUACGCCUGCAUCGUCAGCACCAUCCCCUGGAUCCAUGUGGCAGGUAGCAGGCAGAAAGCCUGCUACACCUGCACCUCGCAUCUGACGGCCGUCGGGUUAUUCUAUGGCUCCCUCCUCUUCAUGUAUUUAUGGCCCAGCUCCAGCUACUCGCUGGACGCAGACCAAGUGAUCUCUGCGUUUUAUACUGUCGUCUUUCCCAUGCCGAACCCCCUCAUUUACAAACUGGUGAAGGAUGCCCUAAGGAGAAGAAAAGUGCUGGUGAAGGAGAUGGGGAACGGCAGCUGCCCCCCUGCCAGGCAGGCAAGUGUCCUGGUCUUGGAUGUGGCGAACGAUGGCAGCAUGGCAAUGGUGCCCUUCCGCUCCGGGGAGGAGGCAGAGGCCGAGGCCUGCCUGGCCGGUGGGGAUUCCUCUGUGUCCUACCAGAGGAGCGACCGCGCAAAUGUUUACCCUGGGGCUCGUCAAAUCCUCGCUGUCGUUCGUUUGUACGCGCUACUGACACACAUCAACCAGCCCCCGCGAUCUUGGCCAGCACCCCUCAUUCGCCUCGGCGUGAAGGCAUAA
This is a messenger RNA of Pygoscelis adeliae (Adelie penguin), 1275 nucleotides long. RefSeq names its product olfactory receptor 5AS1-like. Gene Ontology annotation, biological process: G protein-coupled receptor signaling pathway; sensory perception of smell. Lineage: Eukaryota; Metazoa; Chordata; Aves; Sphenisciformes; Spheniscidae. Gene Ontology annotation, molecular function: olfactory receptor activity; odorant binding. The record is from RefSeq and is a predicted model, not a curated record. Gene Ontology annotation, cellular component: membrane.